Molecule: messenger RNA, 951 nt
Organism: Trichoderma asperellum CBS 433.97
Lineage: Eukaryota; Fungi; Ascomycota; Sordariomycetes; Hypocreales; Hypocreaceae
Source: RefSeq, a predicted model, not a curated record
AUGGCUUCGAAAACAACGUCAAUUCUUCUAAGAAGAGAGCCUCCACUCUCGUUCAUGGAGCAUCUGAGCUCUUCCGUAUCAUACUAUUGUCCAAAGGAUGCUAUUCCUCUCAACAAUAAAAGCGACAACGACAAUGCCCCAAUCGAUCAACGCCGCCAUCCAGAACUCAUCCUCGUUCUCAGCUGGAUGGGUGCCCGAGACGUUCACAUAGAAAAAUACAUUGCCCAACACCGCGUGCUCUUUCCCUCGUCCCGAAUCCUUCUCAUCCGCUCUCCUGCAUCGCAUGUCUUUUGGCCAAGCCUCGCUCGCAGACAUAUCCCGCCGGCAAUCCGAAUCCUCAGACAAUUCGCAGAGUCAGAGACAAGGGCCACGAAUAACAGCAGAAACAGCAGGCCCAGAGUCUUGUUGCAUAUCCUCUCCAACGGUGGCGUCAGCACAGCUGCAAGAAUCCGGGAACUCCUGAGAAAGGAGUUGGGCAGAGACGGUGCCGGGAACAAGCUCGUCAUCCCUCGAUAUGCCCUCUGUCUGGAUUCAUGUCCAGGCAACUUCGUCUGGAAAAGCACCCACCAAGCUCUCCUCCAAUCUUUGCCUCGCUGGACCUCCCCGUUGGUGCACUUUGUCAUCGCGGUCGCCUGGCUGAUAUACAAGCUUCGCCUCACCCGGCCUGCUCAGAAUCUCAAUGCUGAAGCCUUAAGGAGAGGAAGCCUACUCCCCAGAGAAACACAGAGGACCUAUCUGUACGGAACGGCAGACGCCAUCAUCGACUGGCGCCAGGUCGAAGAUCAUGCGAGAAGGGCAGAGGAGUCAGGCUUCAAGGUACGAAAGGAGAAGUUUGAAGGCGGAGAGCAUGUAUCACUUGUAAGAAAAGAGAGUCAAAGGUAUUGGCAGGCAGUAAAGGAGACAUGGCAUGAGGCUGAUCUCGACGCCAAAAAGACGACUAGCCAGGUGUGA